AUGCUUCCGAUCAUAGUGCUCCUAAGCGCUUCGCUCGGCCUCACGGCGGCCAAGUCGAGCCCAUACAUGUUGUACGGAGUGCCGAAAGGUCCCGGCAUUGACAUCGACGAGAUGGAAAACAUGGCGACCUUCGAUGUAGUUUCUGCAGCAGUCGACAACAGCACUCGAUCCUCAAAUACAACGCAACCUCCGAAGACCACUACACCCACAAUGCCAAACACUCCAGGUCUCGCAGAACCAUGCGCUGCUGUCAGUAGCGCGGUAAAAGCCAUUCCCUCAGGAAGCCGAAAGGUCCUCCCGGCAGAGUUGGCAGUCAAGUGUCUGCAGUCGGUACCGUUGGAUCAGAAAGGCAAUAUGCAGCUCAUCGAUGAUUUGAAGCUGUAUAUUGAGUGGCAAAGUAAUAUUGCAUUUCUGAAAAACCCGCCAGCGGAAUACACAGAGCAGCCAGUGGACCUUAUGGUAGAGAUGGACAGCAUGAAGAAGCAGUUGGCCGCCAAUGGCUUCAACAACGAGUACGACUUUCAAUCAGAGCUGAACAAGCUUUUUACUCGCGCUUAUGACAAUCAUCUUGCGUGGCAACCUGACAUCCUCGCCGGUGUGGUGCAGUUCCAACGCCCGGCUGGAACAGAACUUGUCUCUGUUUCAUCUGAUGGGAGUCAAUUGCCAGAAAUCUAUGCCUACCGAGACCUCGAGCUUGCGAAGAACAACACCUCGUUCAAACCUUCCCCAGUGCGAACAAUCAAUGGUAUAGGAGUUGAGGAAUAUCUGCAGACAGUCGCUACACAAGCCGACUUCCACGAUGCAGACACACGUUGGAAUGCCCUUUUCCCCAGCCAAGCGCUCAUUGCCUCCGGUGUAUCUUUCCUUGGAUCCUUCCGAACGGGCAUGUAUCAAGGACCCAAUACAACUAUGGCCUUUGCCAAUGGUACAGCCAAGUCCAACAUGAACGUAGCGGUUGUUCUUGGGAACUUUACGGGCGUCACCGAUGGGGCGACCUUUUUUAAGAAGUUCUGCUCCGGUCCUGCCAUAACGACCACAGCUACUACCACUGCCGCCAAUGGUACUAACACGACUAUCCCAACACAAAAGCCUAAACCGUCGCAUGUUGGGUAUCCGAAGGCGGUGCUCAUACAUCCGAAUUUGUCACUUGGCGGUUACUGGAUCAAUGAUACUGGCUAUAAUGACGUUGCUGUCAUGAGCAUGCCUUCCUACGAAUCGCCCGAUGUUCAGCUUUAUCAGAAUAUUAUGCGCGACUUCAUCCGCAUGUCAGUCAAAGCUGGCAAGACCAAGAUGAUACUCGACCUUCGGGGAAACGGCGGAGGUAAUGCAAUUCUUGGCUAUGACUCCUUCAAGCAGGUGUUCCCGCAAGCCGACCAGGAUCCAUUCGGGGGUACACGAUUCCGCGCGAACGAUGCUCUCAACGUUGUGGGUCAGAUGACUCGGGACUUCAGUGCCAACAAGACAUUCGCGCAGAGCAACCCGAUGGCGUUCAAAGAGGCUUUUGGGCAGCUCACUAUGAGCGAUAUCUCCUUGUUUACGAGUGGUUUCAGCUUCCAGCACCAACUUGACAUCAACAACAAAGCACUCGGUAGCUGGGAGCAGAUGUUCGGUCCUGUGAUGGUCAAUGCUGAUAAGUUCACUACGACGCUCAGAUACAACUUCACCGACGAGGUGAGCUAUACAUAUCCGGAUUUCUCGGUCAUUGGCUUCUUAAAGAAUGCGAAUGAGACGAAGACACCGCAGCCUUUCAAUGCGAAUGAUAUUGUUAUGCUCCACGACGGCAUGUGCUCCUCAACCUGCACCAUCGUUUCGGAACUCCUCAAAAAUCAGGGUGGCGUCCGUACCAUCACUGUCGGCGGUCAGCCGAAAGCUGGCCCCAUGCAAGGCAUUGGGGGCACCAAAGGCGCCCAAUCCUUUUCCUACGACGAUGUACAAAUCCGCACUCAGAUCGUCUACUUCCUCGGUUCCCCCGAACAACAAGCCCAGUGGAACCAGACCUCUCUUGGCAAAACCGCCUUCGCAGAGCAAUUGUUCAAGCGCACCGCCUAUAGCGGCGACCGACCUGCUGGCGGCAUCAACCUGAAGGACAACCUCCGCCGCGACGAUCCUUCUAAAACGCCGCUCGAGUUCAUUUACGAGGCUGCUGACUGUCGCAUGUUUUACACCGCACCUAUGAUUAACGAUGUAACAAUGGUGUGGAAGGGUGUCGUAGAUCGCAUGUUCAGGAAUGGCACAAAUCUAGGCUACCUCUACGACGGCUCGAUCACAGCAAGCUCUGCCAUUAAUCACUGUGCUUAUUUGAUCCUACUCCACAACAUCCUGGAUCCCGUAAGCACACACAGCUUGUAUGGACAUGCGAACAAGGACCUCGCAGCAUUGAAGAGAGUACCAGCAGCUAAGGCGACGUGGGGACAACUGAACAAGGGCAACCGUUGGCGCAUGUAUUCUAGACUCAAUAACCUGAAGACUACUGCUGGGCGAGAGAAGAAGAUCCGGACCCGUAUCGAGACGUUGGCGAGAGGCGAGACGCCUACACCGGAAAAGCAAACACUGGCGCGUAAAGAGCGCAACGUGGAGGAAAAACCUUCGCCCGUCCCUGCGACGGUAUCAAAAAACGAGCCUACACAACCGAUCUUGUCCGGUCGACGAACAAGGACAGGCAGGUUGAUUCCUUCCUAUGGCGAGUAG
Didymosphaeria variabile is the source of this 2688-nucleotide messenger RNA. RefSeq lists its product as uncharacterized. The record is from RefSeq and is a predicted model, not a curated record. The transcript is spliced from 6 exons. Lineage: Eukaryota; Fungi; Ascomycota; Dothideomycetes; Pleosporales; Didymosphaeriaceae. Bases 1 to 2688 code for a protein of 895 amino acids.